Photinus pyralis (common eastern firefly) is the source of this 5198-nucleotide messenger RNA. RefSeq lists its product as uncharacterized. Lineage: Eukaryota; Metazoa; Arthropoda; Insecta; Coleoptera; Lampyridae. The transcript is spliced from 2 exons. Gene Ontology annotation, molecular function: nucleic acid binding. The record is from RefSeq and is a predicted model, not a curated record. The coding region runs from base 1389 to 5198 and encodes 1269 amino acids.
GCGUCACACCAAUCAGAAUCGAGUAUUUCGGUCGGUCAUUUUGUUUACGUCACAUUUUGGGUUGGAUCAGGAAACGCGUCACACCAAUCAGAAUGCAGUAUCGGCCAUUUUGUUUACGUCAUAUCUAGGUUUCCCGCGUUUAUUUCUGGACCAGGAAACGCAUACUGCUGAUUAGGAUAUCCUGUUUACAACACCGGAUGCUGCUUCCUGUUGACGUGACCGGACGCUGCUUCCUGUUCCCGCCAUUUACGUUUCCUGCUGAUUAGAAUUUACCGGAUGCUGCUUCCUGUUGACGUGACCGGACGCUGCUUCCUGUUCCCGCCAUUUACGUUUCCUGCUGAUUAGAAUUUACCGGAUGCUGCUUCCUGCCGAUAACCGGAUGUUGCUUCCUGUUCCCGCCAUUUACGUGUAUUCGAUUCCGCAGCUCACAAUCUCUUUGAAAUACGGUUGGAAUCUUGAUCCAUAUUUUCAAUAAGUCAUUUACACUUAAACUUAACAAUUCGCUCUUCGUCUCAAUAUAAUUAGACUCCUUUUGAGCCUCUCGCCUAGCGAUGUUGCGCAAGAUUAUUAUAAAUGGGAGACGUAUUAACCUAUAACGAGGUGAUGGUGGGUCGCUGUAGAGGUGCAGGGUAGUAAAAGAAAUAUUUCAAAGGUUCAUCAAUAAUGGUUAACACCUUUAUUCAUAUUUCAAAUUAGGGUUAUGUAAUUAUUUGUAAAUUCGUUGUUGAGCCUACCGCUCCUAUACUAGAUAUAAAUACAACUUUAUUUGUUACGGUCAACUUGAGGAACUCCAGCCGAUUUUCUUCUGUGAGGUAUGUAUGGUAACGCUGCGGCAGUAUGCACUUGAAGGUCUCGGUUUCGACCAUAAUUCGAUCUCCAAACUUGGUGCCGAUUACGCCGAUAUCAGUAAUUGGGUAUUUAUUUCCGAUUUCCAGAUCUUUUGCAUUUAUGAAUGGCUUACAAUAGGUAGAUGAGUUCAAGGAGGCGAAAUCAAAUUCUUCCAUUAUUAUGAGCAGUAAAUAUCUGUAACAAAUAAAUAAGUGAAAAAAUGAAUAAUCUAACCGCUACUUAACAAAAUUAGUCAUUAAAAUCAUACUCACCAAAUAACGCCGCAAACUAGUUCGCACGAAUCACUGACUGAGACGUUAACUGCACUCGGCUUUUAUUUCAAUUUUCUAUCUAAUCAUAGCGGAUGCAGCAUCCUGGCAGUGUUUCUAGAAAUUUCUGAGCGGAAGCAGCAUCCCGUCUCUUAUCUACAUCGAAAUGUAUUUAAGCUGACGCAUUUCAAUUAAGUCAUUGCAUUUGUAUGUGUAUGUGUAUGUGAGCAGACUGUCUCAACUACUACUUCAAAGCAGAAAUCCUCUUUUAAGCAGCGAAAAUCAGGAAAAAUGGCUUAUAUUUUAGACAAUGUGAAUACAACGCUUGAAAUGAUUGCCCAUUUCUAUAAAAACUAUAAUCUUGGCUCUGCUAGCAAGGUUCCAAAAUUCAUCAACAUCAUCGAUGCUAAUCUUAGGCAAAUCCAAUCUUCGCUAGCAGAGCCGCUAACGGUUGGAGAUAAACGGCACCUUGCAGCUGUGGCUGGUAAAAUGGAACGCUACAAGGUGCUUAUUAACCAGUUGGGGAAGUCUAUUGCCGGCUCCUCCCUAGGUAGAAGACCGCUGGUGGAAUGGCGAGAUUUGGCUACCGCAUUUAAAUCGCGUGUGAGUACCGGUAUUAUUAUCAAUCUAGGACAUAAGACUUUAGGAUCAUUUUUUAACGAUAGCUGUAAGUUAUUUAUCACUAAGAUUAGAGACAUCUAUCCCAAAUAUAAUAGCCCGCUGAAAACAAAUUUUGAGUUUUGCGCGGAAUUUGUAAAGCCCUCGUUGAAUAAGAAUGAUGAAGCACUAGCAUGUAGGGAAUUUAGUUUUUUAACUAAGAAUUUUACUAUUUUAUCUAGCGAUUUAAGUGAAGCUAACUUGAAGCAAUUAUUUAAUAAUAACGCGGUGGAUUAUUUGAUGGAGCGCUUAAUGCAAUUUGAGGAACAGGACAGUGGGUGGGGGUUGUCCAAGAUAAUUUCGUUGACUGUGAACGUAAACAGUGUGACUUUAAUGCACGCCUCGUCUUUUAUAGAAUUACCUAAAGAAAUUCAAGUUAAAAAAGCGGUCAUCAAUGUUAAAAAUAAUGAUGAAGCGUGUUUUGGAUGGGCGUUGUCAUCAGCCCUCUUCCCCGCUACCCUCAACACCAAUCGUAUCUCUUCUUAUCCAUAUUAUGCGCAAAUCUUAAAUUUUGAUGGUAUUAGCUUCCCCAUGUCUUUAGACCAACUCCAAAAAUUUUUAAAACAAAAUCCAAAUUUAUCUAUCAAUAUUUACGGCCUUACUAGAAAAACGCAAUCCGAUUAUGUCACUGUUCCUAUUUAUCUUAACACCGAAAAGAAAGCGAAUCACGUUAAUUUACUCAUGAUCCAGCAGAAUUAUGAAAUUGAAAAGGAUAUUGAGAAUAAUGCUACCGCUCACAAUAGUGAGGAACCCGAUGAAGCGGUUCGAUUUCAUUUCUGCUGGAUCAAAGAUUUGUCGAGAUUGGUACGUUCACAGUUGACGAAGGGACAUGGAAAGCUGUAUAUUUGCGAUAGGUGUCUCCACUAUUUUAGCUCACCAGAUAAACUUAAUGCACAUGAGUUAGAUUGUAAGUUAGUUAAUAAGUGUAAAAUAAAUAUGCCAGAGCCCGGUUCACAUGUAUAUUUCAAGAACCAUGAAUUCAAACAGACCGCUCCUUUCAUCAUUUAUUGUGAUUUGGAAUGUUUGGUACAAGAUUUUCAGGAUGAUGAGACGCAAAACACCGUAAAGUAUAAGCAGCAUAACGUAUGUAGCAUUGCAUAUUAUUUGCAUUGCACCUUUGAUAAUUCAUUGUCGAGGUUCCGCCUGCAGAGGGGUGAGCAAUGUAUUAAUUGGUUUACCAGUGAACUUGAAGAAAUUUCAAACAAUUUACAACAAUAUUUCAUUAAUCCAGUGCAAAUGGAACCGUUAAAUGAUUUGCAAAUGUUGGGAUAUAAUGCAUCCACCUAUUGUCAUAUUUGUGAAGGACCCAUUUUACCGCCCCAGGUCAAAGUUCGCGAUCACUGCCACUUUACAGGUCGGUUUCGCGGUAGUGCCCAUCAGGCCUGCAAUUUACGUUAUAAAGUACCACAUAUGAUACCCAUAUUUUUUCAUAAUUUUAGUGGAUACGACAGUCAUUUUAUAAUUAAGGAUAUUGCUCAAGCUAUUCCUGGGAGAGUCACGCUGCUACCUAAGAAUAAGGAGCGUUACAUUUCAUUUACUAAGAAAAUGGAGAAUGCAGAUGUCGAAUUCAGAUUCGUAGAUUCGUAUCGCUUCAUGAGCGAAUCAUUAGAUAAUCUAGCGUCCUAUUUAAAGUUUGACGAUUUCAAAAUUUUGCGUAGCACGUUAAGCCAUUUAAAUGAUGAGCAGUUGAAACUUUUAACUAAAAAGGGCGUGUAUCCGUAUGAAUAUAUGGAUAGUUGGGAAAAAUUUAAUGAAACCAAUUUACCGGAAAAGAUACAAUUUUACAGCAAGUUGAGGCAGUCGCACAUUUCAGAUCAGGAAUAUUCGCAUGCUAGAAACGUUUGGCGAAAAUUUGACACUCAAAACUUGGGUCAAUAUAGCGAACUUUAUCUGAUGAGCGAUGUGCUUAUACUUGCAGAUGUAUUCACCAAUUUUAGAGAAAAGUGCAUAACAACGCAUAAACUCGAUCCAGCAUUCUUUUUCACAGCGCCCGGAUACACGUGGCAAUGCAUGCUGAAUUACACCAAAGUUAAACUCGAGCUGCUCACAGAUGUUGAUAUGAUGUUGUUUGUUGAAAAAGGUAUAAGGGGAGGCAUAACGCAAUGCUGUACGAAAUACAGCAAGGCCAAUAAUAAAUAUCUGAAUGGGAAGAAUUACGAUCCUACUAAACCCCCUACUCAUAUCAUGUAUAUGGAUAUGGUUAACUUGUAUGGGUGGGCUCAAAGCCAGUGUUUACCUUUAAAUAAUUUUAAGUGGCUUAGUGAGGCUAAAUUAAAGUCAUUAACUCCUGAAGCGAUAUUAAAUACACCUGAUGAUGCGGUCGAAGGUCUCAUUUUAGAGGUGGAUUUAUUGUAUCCCAGGCAAUUGCACGAUCAACAUAAAUCCAUUCCUUUCUGCGUUGAACACGACACUCCACCGGGCGCUAAAAAUAAGAAAUUGCUCGCAACCUUGCAUUCAAAAACUAGAUAUGUUAUUCACUAUAGAAAUUUAAAACAAUGUCUUCAAGCAGGUCUCAUCCUUGAAAGAGUUCACCGGGCUAUUAACUUUAAACAAUCUUGCUGGUUAAAACCAUAUAUAGACUUGAACGCAAGGUUACGAGCGCAAGCCACUAACGCUUUUGAAAAAAAUCUAUAUAAAUUAUUAAAUAAUGCAAAUUUCGGAAAAACGAUGGAGAAUGUGCGGAACCAUCGCAUUAUUAAGCUUGUUACCCGGUGGAGUGGUAGAUACGGAGCCAAUUAUUAUAUAUCCCAGCCCAAUUUCCAUAGCAGAGAGAUCUUCGAUGAUGAAUUAUUGGCUAUCGAGCUAUCCAAAACAGAAAUUCUAUUUAAUAAACCGCUAUAUGUUGGGAUGGCAAUAUUGGAAAUUUCGAAAACUAGAAUGUACGAUUUUCAUUAUAACUUUAUGCAUCAUCAGUUUAGCGACGACCGCUUGAAAUUGUUGUAUAUGGAUACCGAUAGCCUCGUGUACGAGAUGGUAUGUGAUGAUGCAUACGAAUUGAUACGUGCAAAUAUUUCACGAUUCGAUACGUCUGAUUAUCCUGAAAACAACAUCUAUAAUAUCCCUAGAUGUAAUGGAAAAGUGCUAGGAAUGAUGAAGGAUGAAUUGGGCGGUAGAAUCAUAACCGAUUGGGUGGCUUUGACAUCUAAAAUGUACAGUUAUAAAACUAUGGAUAGCGACAAUGAUGUAAUGAAAUUAAAAGGUAUUAGAGAUUAUAUUGUAAAAAAUAGACUAAGUUUCAAUGAUUAUUUAGAAUGUUUAAGGAGCGGGAUUACUAAAAGUGUCACCCAAAGCAGCAUCAUAUCAAAAAAUCAUCAUGUAUAUAGUAUGGAGCAGCAUAAAAUUGCUCUUAGUAACAACGAUAAUAAGAGGUAUUUGAUGCCAAAUGGUAUCGAUACGCUGCCUUGGGGACAUUAUAGUAUUCCCGCUGAAAUGGACUUAGGAUAA